This is a messenger RNA of Gavia stellata (red-throated loon), 1758 nucleotides long. It is a transcript of the gene FZD10, whose product is annotated as frizzled class receptor 10. The transcript has a single exon. Gene Ontology annotation, molecular function: Wnt receptor activity; Wnt-protein binding. Gene Ontology annotation, cellular component: plasma membrane. Bases 1 to 1758 code for a protein of 585 amino acids. NCBI's taxonomy places the organism in Eukaryota, Metazoa, Chordata, Aves, Gaviiformes, Gaviidae. The record is from RefSeq and is a predicted model, not a curated record. Gene Ontology annotation, biological process: non-canonical Wnt signaling pathway; canonical Wnt signaling pathway.
AUGGGGCCAGCGCCGAGGAACUCGGUGCGGACUCUGCUGGUGCUCUGCUGGCUGACCUGCUUCUGCGCGGGGAUAAGCUCCAUAGACACUGACCGCCCCGGCGACGGGAGGUGCCAGCCGAUAGAAAUCCCCAUGUGCAAGGAUAUAGGGUACAACAUGACGAGGAUGCCGAACCUGAUGGGACAUGAAAACCAAAGGGAAGCUGCCAUUCAGCUGCACGAGUUUGCCCCCUUGGUGGAGUACGGUUGCCACAGCCAUCUGAAAUUUUUCCUCUGCUCCCUCUAUGCCCCUAUGUGCACAGAGCAGGUUUCUACACCAAUCCCAGCCUGCAGGGUUAUGUGUGAGCAGGCGAGGCUGAAAUGCUCUCCUAUUAUGGAGCAGUUCAAUUUUAAAUGGCCAGACUCCUUAGACUGCAGCAAACUGCCCAACAAGAAUGACCCCAAUUACCUGUGCAUGGAAGCCCCCAACAACGGGUCAGAUGAGCCACCCAGAGGAUCCAGCAUGCUGCCACCCAUGUUUCGUCCACAGAGGCCCAGCAGUGGCCACGAUCUGCAGCAGCAUAAGGACAGCCUCAGCAGAACCUCCUGUGAAAAUCCUGGCAAGUUCCACCAUGUGGAAAAGAGUGCUUCUUGCGCGCCGCUCUGCACUCCAGGGGUUGAUGUUUACUGGAGCAAGGAUGACAAACAAUUCGCUGUCAUUUGGAUUGCCAUCUGGUCCAUUCUGUGCUUCUUCUCCAGUGCUUUUACUGUACUCACUUUUCUGAUAGAUCCUCAACGUUUCAAGUACCCCGAGAGGCCCAUUAUCUUCCUCUCAAUGUGCUACUGUGUCUACUCGGUGGGGUACAUUAUUCGCCUCUUUUCAGGUGCUGAAAGUAUUGCCUGUGAUAGGGACAGCGGCCAACUCUAUGUCAUCCAGGAGGGACUGGAGAGCACUGGCUGCACCAUUGUGUUCCUGGUUCUGUAUUACUUUGGUAUGGCAAGUUCCUUGUGGUGGGUAAUCUUGACUUUAACUUGGUUUCUAGCAGCUGGGAAAAAAUGGGGGCAUGAAGCAAUUGAAGCAAACAGUAGCUACUUUCAUUUGGCAGCAUGGGCCAUUCCGGCUGUGAAGACCAUAAUGAUCCUAGUUAUGCGAAGGGUGGCUGGAGAUGAGCUGACAGGGUUGUGCUAUGUUGGAAGCAUGGAUGUGAAUGCCUUGACGGGGUUUGUACUCAUUCCUUUGGCUUGUUAUCUAAUCAUUGGCACUUCUUUUAUUCUUUCUGGUUUUGUGGCCCUUUUUCAUAUCAGGAGGGUCAUGAAAACAGGUGGAGAAAAUACCGACAAGUUGGAGAAACUUAUGGUCAGGAUUGGUGUCUUCUCAGUCUUGUAUACAGUGCCUGCAACUUGUGUGAUAGCUUGCUAUUUUUAUGAAAGACUUAAUAUGGACUAUUGGAAAAUUGUGGCAACUCAACAGAAAUGCAAGAUGAACAAUCAGACUAAAAAUUUAGACUGCAUGAUGAAUAACUCUAUUCCAGCAGUAGAAAUUUUUAUGGUCAAAAUUUUUAUGUUAUUAGUUGUGGGCAUUACUAGUGGUAUGUGGAUCUGGACUUCCAAGACUCUUCAGUCCUGGCAAAAUGUUUGUAGUCGACGAUUAAAGAAGAGAAGUAGGAGAAAACCUGCAAGUGUUAUUACAAGUAGCGGAAUCUACAAAAAACCUCAACAUCCACAGAAAACUCACCUUGCAAAAUAUGAAUCGACAUUACAACCACCCACUUGUGUGUGA